Messenger RNA from Linum trigynum, 719 nucleotides. Lineage: Eukaryota; Viridiplantae; Streptophyta; Magnoliopsida; Malpighiales; Linaceae. The record is from the annotation of a GenBank genome assembly.
CUCCUCCCACCGUUUUGUAUAAAUUACACCUGCCCAAGUUUUUCUUCAUAUAUACCCACAUCAGAUGGCUUCUCGCGGCAGCCUGACCGUCUCCACCGCCUCCGGCAAGGCGGCGGCAGGCGGCGGCGGAGGAGGGCAGUGCUUGUGCUCCCCUACGACGCACCAGGGGUCCUUCAGGUGCAGGUUUCACCGCGCUGCAUCGUCAUCGUCGGCUUGGAGCAAGAUGAUGAUGAAGAGAUCCUACUCCAUGCCUGCUAAUACUAGUAAUAAUAACAAUGAUAAUUCUGCUUCUACUACUACUACUACUUCUGCAUCCAUGGCUUCUUUUUCUCCCAAGACUGUUGAAUCCAACUGAUCUUCUUCUCUUGUUUUUGGUUUUUGGGUUGAGUUUUAAGAUGUUGUGUUCAAUGAUAUAAAUAUAAUGUAAAUUCGAGCACUCUUAUCCCGAAUGAAUGUUGGUAAUCUAUCUCUGCUCUUUUCUUCCCUUCAACUUGUUUUUGCUCAUUUCAACGUUUUGAGUACUUGCCAAGAAAAUAUAGUUUACGGUUUUAAAGAGGUGGCAAAUGGAUUGAAUUGGCGGAUUGGUGAAUCUAAUUGAUUGGUAGACUCACGGAUUAAAUAAAAGGGGUUGGUGGAUUGAUUCAUGUAUCCAAAUUAUCCAAUCCUUGAACCAAAAGGUAAAUUUUAAAAAGUUUAGAUACUAAAAUGUCAUAAGGUAA